AUGAUAAAAGAGGAUUUCACAGUAAAGAAUCAAUUUGUUUGCUUUAUGCAUUAAAAAUCAAGAAUCAUGACAAAAUAACAUUGUUAAGAAGCAAUCAAGCAUCUCGAAUUCUUACUCAAAAUUUGA
Paramecium octaurelia is the source of this 126-nucleotide messenger RNA. The record is from the annotation of a GenBank genome assembly. NCBI's taxonomy places the organism in Eukaryota, Ciliophora, Oligohymenophorea, Peniculida, Parameciidae.